Sphaerodactylus townsendi is the source of this 4329-nucleotide messenger RNA. RefSeq names its product erythroid differentiation regulatory factor 1 (gene EDRF1). The coding region runs from base 58 to 3786 and encodes 1242 amino acids. Gene Ontology annotation, molecular function: protein binding. Gene Ontology annotation, biological process: positive regulation of DNA-templated transcription. The transcript has 25 exons. NCBI's taxonomy places the organism in Eukaryota, Metazoa, Chordata, Lepidosauria, Squamata, Sphaerodactylidae. The record is from RefSeq and is a predicted model, not a curated record.
GAACCGCAGAAAGGAUUCUGUACUUCCGGUUGUUUCGCUGAGAGUCGAGCGUAUGCGAUGGGGGACUCUCCGGGAGCCGAGGUCGGACUGAGCGGCGCGGGGGGAAGUGAGCCGGUGACCCCGGAGCUUGGCCCAGCAUCGCUGACGGGAGAGCGGGAGGACCCUAAGCAGGGAUCCAUCUUAUUUCUUGGAGGCAAUGAAGUGAAGAGCAGUGCUGUGGUGAAAUAUUCGUCUGCUCCGCCACAACCUGCAUUUGCCCGUCUCCAAGAGAAGACUGACCUAAAACUGCCCCCUGCAAACUGGUUACGUGAAAGUGCCAAAUUGGGACCAGCAGGGGCAACUAUUCUUGGCAACAGCAAGAAAAGCAAGCCAUUUUCCAGCUUUGGAAUGGCGUAUGAUUUUAUUGACUCAAUUGGAAAUGAUGUGGAUGUUGUGUCUGAUUCUGAGAACAUUAAAAAGCUGCUUAAGAUUCCUUACAGCAAAUCACAUGUCAGUAUGGCUGUACAUCGGAUUGGGAGAACACUUUUGUUGGAUGACCUAGAUAUUCAAGAACUCUUUAUGAGAUCAUCACAGACUGGAGAUUGGACAUGGUUAAAAGAAUUCUAUCAGAGACUAAUAGAUCAGAAGUGGCAAAGAAAGAAGAAGAGCAAAGAACACUGGUACCAGAAAGCUAUACUUUCCAAAUUUCUGUAUUACAGCAUUAAUGGCGAUGAAGCUGCUCAUCCCGUUCCUAACCCUGAAGAACAGCAUGAAGAAGAGGCAGCUGAAGAUGAAGCUGGAAGGGUUUCUUGGCCAGCCCCCUUUGAAAUGCCCUCGUCGCUGUCUGAAGAUCCAAGUGCUUCUAAUCAGGGAAGUGUGCCUCUUGAGCCUUCAUAUGUAGUGGGGCAUGUGGCCUCAGCCCCCAAAGAACAAAACCUUACUUUGUUCAGUGCUGGGGAAAGCAGUCAGGGUCUUAAAAAUGACUUUGUUCGGAACAUCUUGUGGACAUUUGAAGAUAUUCACAUGUUGGUGGGAUCAAACAUGCCUAUAUUUGGAGGAGGAAGAUACCCUGCUGUGAGCUUGCGUCUCAGGGAUAACAAUAAGCCCAUUAAUGUGCUGACAGGCAUUGACUAUUGGCUGGACAACUUGAUCUGCAACGUGCCAGAACUUGUAAUGUGUUUCCAUGUCAAUGGAAUCGUCCAGAAAUAUGAAAUGAUUAAGACAGAAGAUAUACCCAAUUUGGAAAACUCUAAUUUCUCUACAAAAGUAAUAAAAGAUAUUGCUCAAAAUAUUUUAUCUUUUUUGAAGUCUAACUGCACCAAAGAAGGGCAUACGUAUUGGCUAUUCAAGGCCAGUGGAAGUGAUAUUGUAAAGCUGUAUGAUCUCACAACUCUCUGUGAAGAAACAGAAGAUAAAUACCAGAACCCUUUUACAAUGCCUGUAGCCAUUCUUCUAUAUAAAGUUGCUUGCAAUAUGAUGCUGAAAAAAAAUCAAAACAGGAAACAUUAUGGUACUAUCAGAACAUUACUCCUUAACUGUGUGAAGUUAUUGGACAAGGGUAGACAUCCGCAGAUUAUUGCUUCAGCAAAUUACAUGCUCUCGGAACUGUUCCAGCUGGACGAGCCUAAAAAAGACGAGGCUGGUGAGUUUCCCUUAAAUGGCAAUUCUGAUGAAAGCUACAGUGAAGAAGAAGAAGAAAUGCCCGACAGUGAUGAAAACGGAUCCUAUAGCACCAGCUCGGAUCCUCCUGAUGACAGCAAAGCAGUUGCCGUAAUCAAAUCUGUUGGAGAGUUGUCUGUACCUGAAAAAUACAAAUCUACUCAUCAAAUACGUCCUAGCUGUGCAUUUCCUGUUUGUCAUGACACUGAAGAACGAUGCAGACUAGUACUCAGCUAUGCUCUUGAGGGCUUAAAAUCAGUUGACAGAAGCAUCAAGAAGGAAAGUGAUCUUCCUGCAGCUGACCCCAGCACCCCUAUUCCAUUAAAGUAUGAGGAUGAAUCAACAAGUGUUGGUCCUGAAUGCCUUGAGAAACAAAUGGCUCUGUUUUUAGACAAAAUGGGGUUAUUUCGGGAAGUUAAACAUUCUAGUCAGUCAGGAAUGAUUCCAGGUUCCUGGCAGCACAAAAUGAAACUUCAACUGAUUUUGAAAUCGUCGAAAGCUUACUAUGUUCUCUCUGAUGCUGCUUUGAGUCUACAAAAAUAUGGGAGAGCAUUACGAUACAUUAAACUAGCUUUGCAGUGUCAUGAUACAUACUGCUGCCUCAGCACGAACAUGCUUUCUGAAGUACUCCUGUUUCUUUGCCAGUGUUUGAGUCUCUGUGGUGAUAUUCAACUAAUGCUGGCUCAGAAUGCAAACAACAGAGCUGCAUAUCUUGAAGAGUAUAACUAUCAGACAAAAGAAGAUCAGGAAAUACUGCAUAGUCUACAUAGGGAAUCCAGUUGUCAAGUAUUUUCCUGGGCGACUGAUUUGUCAACAGAUUUGGAAUGCCAACUUUCAAUUAGCUGCAAAUGUUAUGAAGCAGCUAACGAAACCUUGCUUUUUAGUAACUUAAAACAACACAAUCCAGAGCAAUAUAUACAAGUAAUGAAGAGAACUGGUAACGUUCGAAAUGAAAUUGGAGUAUUUUACAUGAACCAAGCUGCUGUUUUACAGACUGAGAGAGUAGAGAGCAGAACCGUAUCUUCAGCUGAACAGCAGCUGUGGAAGAAGAGCUUCUCUUGUUUCGAAAAGGGAAUUCAAAACUUUGAAUCCAUUGAUGACGCUACUAAUGCUGCUCUCCUCUUAUGUAACAUGGGAAGGUUGAUGCGGAUUUGUGCUCAUGCCCAUUGUGCUUCUGGGGGAGAUUUUAAAAGGGAGUUUUCUCCUGAGGAGGCCCUUUAUUACAACAAGGCUAUUGACUAUUAUCUGAAGGCCUUAAGAUCACUGGGAAAAAGAGAGGUCCAUUCAGCUGUCUGGGAUUCUGUCAACUGGGAACUGUCUACUACAUAUUUUACUAUGGCAACUCUGUUGCAAGACUAUGCUCCAUUAUCCAGAAAGGCUCAGGAACAGAUAGAAAAGGAAGUUAGUGAGUCAAUGAUGAAAUCUUUGAAAUACUCUCGCGAUAAUGUUCGUCGGUAUCUACUUACGACAACCAUUCCUUAUAUGCACCAGUACGGGAGACAUGCUACUAUUCUACAGGCGCUGGCAUCCAUGUAUCACAGCUGUUUGAGAAACCAGGUUGGUGAUGAACAUCAGCGAAAACAACACAGAAUACUAGUUGAUCUUCAUUAUGGUAAAGCUGUGAGGUUUUUCCAGCUCCUGAAGGAUGCUCCAUGUGAGCUGUUGCGUGUGCAGUUGGAAAGAAUAGCAUUUGCAGAAUUUCAAAUGGCAAGCCAGAACAGCAGUAGUGGAAAGUUGAAGACUUUACAUGGGGCCUUGGAUAUCAUGAUACAGACCCACUCUGUUUUUCAUUUCAUGAGAAAGGAACUGGUUGGGGAAUGUGAGCAGGGACUUGAAGAUGGCAAAAGCAAUGCUGAGAAAAUAUCAACCGAAAAUUCUUCUGUUAGCCUUAAUAAGGAAGAGGUAUCAAAGCUCCUUAGUAUAUUUGAGUCUCGAUUAUCUUUUCUCCUCCUCCAGUCCAUUAAGCUACUUACAUCAACAAAAAAGAAAAUGGGAGGUAACAUUGAAGAGGAAGACAUUCUCAAGGCCAAUAAGAACAUUUACUCACUUCUCCUGCGAUCAGUGGCUAACAAAAACCUGACUCUGCUAGAAAGAAUAGAAGUUAUUUUAAACUUACUGGAACAGUUAACCCAGGGCAGCGAAGGCUAAAAUUGGAGUAUUCACCGAUUUAAAACUGAACAUUGGCAUUUCACAGAAGUUGCUCUGGAAGUGAUCUAUAAUUCUGUUCUGUAAUCUGUUUUUUAUUUAUACUGCAUAUUUAAAUGGCACAACAGAAGUUUUUUAUAUUUAAAGUGAUAAACACUUGAUGAAGGUGCAAGAAAUGUACAGUUUUACCUAAAUUAUAGUGGAUUUAGUAUUGCAUAGAGUGGUUUUUGCUACAUUAAUUUGUUAAGACUCUUUUUGCUGUUUUUGUAAAUAUUUUGGUAAGCAAAAUCUCCAUGGUAGACAUCUCUACCAGUAAUAUUAAUGAAAACCAUCAAGCAAUUCUAUUUAUAUAUGCAAACUAUUGUAGCACCUACCAUAUUCCUAAAAAAUGUGCCUUCUCACUUCAGCGUAACAGUUAGUUCAGAAGCUACCCUAAAACAAAACAAUGGCUUCCUUUCUAUCGUACCACUGGUUUUUUUCAAGAACUGAAACUGUGAAUAAACAAAGUUGUAUUUUGAAGAAAUUUAUUAAAUUAUAUAUAUUCAC